AUGUCAGCAGAGCAAUUCUCAAAGCUCUCUCUCGGAGAGGAUAUGGUUACCACUCGUGCCGGGGCCGCAAGGGCCGCAAGAGCUAGUACACAAUCAUCGGGGCAUUCUGAGGAAGAUCAGCCCAUACCAUCCGUCGAGUCCACCGUUUCCCCUACGCCUUCCCUGGUUAUAUCAACGAAGAACCUUCAUUACAAUGUCUCGGCCUUCGACACCGACCUACGAAGGCGGGCCAAAAGAGGACUGGAAGGUAGCGAUAUCAGGCUCAAGUACUGCGCAGUCUCGGAAGAUGAUUAUAGCCCGAAUGGCAGCCCAAAGAAGUUCUUCCAUCUUGACGACGACAUCAUUGUGGCGAUGGGUGGGAAGUUACGAAGACCUGAGUGUACGUGUGGCGCAAAUGAAAAAGGUCUCGCGUGCAAGCAUAUCUAUUGGGUCGGAGACCAGAUCAUCUCAACUUCUCCAGACGAUAUGGUCAAGACGCCUCUUCACCUUUCUCCCGAUGGCUCGAAGAUCGAAGACGUCAAGCCUGCGGAACUACUGGACACCAAAGGCUUAGCCAAUAUCGCCAACGACCUGAAGUGGGUUUAUCGGGAUGACAAUCUGCCUGAAGACGAGGACUUGAAGGAGACAGUCAUUGAUAUGUUUUCAUGCUACGAGCCACAAGAUGCACUUCCUGGAGAGUUUCAAUAUCCCGAGUCGCCUCUUACUUCCGAACGGUCCAAGAAGUACCAGGAGUUGACAGAGCUCUUUACGCAGUACGCAAACUGGUAUCCCAGCCUAUAUCUCCAAAUGCGCAAGAUCAUCGACCCGGACUUCGAAAGCCGUGUCUUCUUCGAAAAGAUCGACAAGCGCAUUACUUCCACCUUCGACGCUUUGGAUGAGUACAUAGCCAAGGGACCAUACAACCUCUCUCAAGGCCCCCCUCGGUUCGACGUCUCCAGUUGUGCACAGAAGUUGACAUCACUAGUCAAAGCCAUUGAUGACUUCUAUCAACGCCAUGCUGACGUCGAGGACGUGGCCGUCCGAGCAGCGGCGGCUCUUGUUACGAUUCUCGACCGUGUUACGGACCGCGAUAAGAAUGCAUAUGAAGGCGUCAAGUGGAGUGUGAUGGAGGCCCUAUCAGACCCUGUUCAAAGCAACCUAUACGUUGCGUUGAUUGGAGCAGCAUCAGAUGACGACCCGCCAUUUGUUCUCGAUGCACUCGGGUCAUUGCCUCAGGAAGACGUAUACCGUAAUCAUUGGGCAAUGCUACAAGACAUCGAACGCAAGCUAACAGAUUCUCAUGCGCCCACUCAUUACAUGGCUCUCUUCCGCAAUGUCGUCUACGAGAAUCGCAAGAGGUCGGGUUCGGAGGUACACGAACGAGAAUCGAAGCGAGCAAUGCAGUAA
Alternaria incomplexa is the source of this 1386-nucleotide messenger RNA. RefSeq lists its product as uncharacterized. Lineage: Eukaryota; Fungi; Ascomycota; Dothideomycetes; Pleosporales; Pleosporaceae. Gene Ontology annotation, molecular function: zinc ion binding. The transcript has 2 exons. The record is from RefSeq and is a predicted model, not a curated record. The coding region runs from base 1 to 1386 and encodes 461 amino acids.